AUGUUCCUGAUAUUAAUUUUAUUCAUAGUACUAUGCUUCGCACUUUGGAUUUACACGCGCUGGAAUCAUGUGAAGCAUUACUGGGCAAAGAGAGGAGUACCAUACCUCCCACCACAUCUUAUUUUAGGAAGUCUAACGUUCUUGCAGCGACAAAACACGGGGUUAUGGAUGCGUGAGAUGUACGACCGCUUCAAGUCUCCGUACGUCGGCGUGUGGUUGUUUUGGCGACCGGCUUUAAUCAUCAACUGUCCUGAAAUCGCUCGCCGAGUACUGAUUAAGGACGCUGCGAUUUUUAGAGACAGGUUGCUGAGUUCCGGCAAAGGAGAUCCCAUUGGAGGCUUGAAUUUGUUCACUGUUAAUGAUCCUCUCUGGUCAUUACUAAGAAGACGUCUUACUUCAGUGUUCACUGCGGCGAAGCUUAAAAAUGUACACGGGCUCGUGACCUUAAAAACCAAAGAACUCGUUCAGAGAAUUGGAAUGGAAAUGGAUAAAAAUAAAUGUGUGAAUCUAAGGAUGGUGUUAUCAGACUAUACUACCGACAUCAUUGGAACUACGGCAUUCGGUAUAGCCUCAGAUGCAACACUUACCAGCGAGGGGCCUCUAAGGGUAAUCACAAAGGAAUUCUCGACAUUUAAUUUGUAUAGAGGUCUGAACUGGUGCUGCAUAUUCUUCAUACCAGAACUGGUUGAUAUCCUUGGUUUUUCAUUUUUCCCGAAACACGCCACCAAGUAUUUCAGAAAAAUAUUUUGUUCUAUUGUGGACCAGCGUGGCGGAUACGAUGCAGAGAUCAGAGAGUCCAAAGACUUGCUCGAUGCUUUGCGAAAAAUGAAACAGGACUGCAAAAAAGAGAACGAAGAUAUAUCUGAAGACACUUUGAUUGCACAAGCAGCAAUAUUUCUCUUGGGUGGUUUCGACACAACUGCAUCGGCUUUAUCUUAUUGCCUCUAUGAGAUUGCAUUUGUUCCUGAAAUACAGGAAAAACUGUACAAGGAACUUAAAGAUGCUGAAAGGAAUAGUGGAAACACCGAAUUUAAUGCAAAACUUUUAUCUGAACUGGUAUAUUUAAACUGUGUGAUAAAAGAAACAUUAAGAAAGUACGCACCAAUGGGGUGGUUAGAUAGAAUCGCAUCCAAGGAUUACCAAAUUGAUGAAAACCUUACCAUCACUGCGGGAACACCAAUAUAUGUCAAUGGUAUUGGCAUGCAUUACGAUCCCGAAUUUUUCCCUAAACCAGAAAUUUUUGAUCCCGAUCGCUUCUUACCAGAGAAUGAAAAACAAAUAAAUGCUAUGUGUUAUUUGCCGUUUGGUGAAGGCCCAAGACAUUGCAUAGGGCGUCGCUUUGCCGAACAAAAUUUACGCUCUGCUCUUGCAGCGAUCGUAUUUAAUUUUGAGCUCCGUCCCAAGCCGAAUGCUCCUUUACCUUCUGAAACUGAACCCGAAAAGAAAGGAAUGUUCCUUAUGCCCGGGCAACAUCUUUACUUGGAGUUUAUACCGAGACACGCACUCAACCAAUAA
This is a messenger RNA of Parnassius mnemosyne (clouded apollo), 1515 nucleotides long. Lineage: Eukaryota; Metazoa; Arthropoda; Insecta; Lepidoptera; Papilionidae. The record is from the annotation of a GenBank genome assembly.